CUGAGCGAACGGCCGUAGGGGUGAUGAAGGUGCGGCGGGCAAUGGUAGGCUGCUGGCGAGCAACGCGUGCGAGCGCCUGGCGCUAUUCCGGGUUAGCAGGUAUCGACAAUUGGGUGUCCAGAGGAGCGUACCGAGGCCCUGAUGGAUUGCGCGAGCAUGAUGUUGGAUGUGGAGGGGGUAGGAGCUGUCAAUGGAGCUCCUGCGUGCACUUCGGAGCCCUCACCUUCGAUUUUCCAUUAUGUAAGCUCACUAGCGCGGUUUGCGGCUUGGCGUUUGCUGCUGCCUUUCUUGCACUUUCAGCGCCUCAGCUCCCGCCUAGCAAGCAACCACACUCUCUCACCCCACCCACCCACGGUGUCAACCUCACCCGGAGCUUCCGAGAGCCAGCUAGAGCAGCUAGAUAAUCAAACGUGACUCUCAACAUGUCGUACGCGCCUAAUGGUCGCAUGCUCUCGCCGGGCGAGGUCUAUGAGGAGGCGCCAAAGCCUGUCAAGGAGGAAGAAUGGUCAGAGGACCUGAACGUUACCCUGAUGUGCCCCGACUGUCGCGAAAUGCCCCCAAAUCUUGUUGAAGAGUUCAGCGCCGGAGAUACUAUCUGUGGCUCCUGCGGUCGUGUUCUCUCUGAGCGCGGCAUCGAUACACGCUCCGAGUGGCGUACAUUCUCCAACGAUGACCAAGGCAACGAUGAUCCUUCUCGUAUCGGUGACGCCGCCAACCCGCUGCUGCGAGGUUCCCAGCUACAGACUGAGAUCGGUUUCGGCGACGGAGGUCUGAAAGUGCGCGAACUGUCUCGUGCUCAUAACAAGAGCAACCACGACAAGGGCAACAAGUCGCUUCAGUCUGCCUACGGCCAGAUUACCACGCUUUGCGACUCGCAAAAUAUCAGCAAGACCACCCAAGAUACAGCCAAGUUACUCUUCCGCAUGACGGACGAUGCGAAGUUGUUCAAGGGCAAGUCGCAGGACGCCAUCAUCGCCGGCUGUAUUUUCAUCGCCUGUCGACAGCACAACCAGAAUCGUAGUUUCCGUGAGAUCUUCAAGAUGACAAACGUGUCAAAGAAGGAGGUGGGUCGUACGUUUAAGGCACUUGAAGCAUUCCUCCAGAAGAAGCAAAAGGACAGCGGUGGCCCUCAGGUCGCCGGCAACGGUGCUGUUCUGGAUACCACCAACUUCUCCAAGGGCGGCAGCACCAGCGCAGAGACGCUUAUGCCUCGUGCCUGCGCUAAGCUUGACCUCGAACGUUUCAUCCAGCUCAUCGCCGAAGAGUGUGCACGUCUCGUCUCGGAUCACGGAAUCGCUGCUGGUCGUUCUCCUCUCUCUAUUGCUGGCGCUUGUCUCUACUUUGUCUCUCACCUCAUGGGCAAUCCUCGUUCACCCAAGGAGAUCGGCCAAGCCGUCGAGGUCAGCGACGGUACCAUCCGCACUGCCUACAAGGCCCUCUACAGCGCACAAGAUCAAAUCAUCAAGCCAGAGUGGCUCGAGGCCAGCAAAGGUGGCGACAAAUCGAGGCUUCCCGCCGUCUAGAGUAUGGUGGAUGGCUGGAGGGGCGACACGACAUGCCCUUGCAAUUCUCGUCUCAGCGAGUCCCCUGGAGUCUUUUGCUACCUGAAAACAAGAAAAUUUUGGUGGGCUUGAACCACCCAUCGGAGGAAGUUGUCUUUAUUUUUGUCUUUCUUUGCAUUACUAGCGAGCAUGGGACGGCGUUCAUGGGUGAGGCAACACAAAUUGGACAGUCUUGUGCUUAUAAUACCCCAUAGAAAGGCUUGAAAAUGGAAUCAUGGCGUUUGGGAAACCUUCGUGUAGUGCAUUGUCAUG
This is a messenger RNA of Macroventuria anomochaeta, 1814 nucleotides long. Its product is annotated as transcription initiation factor-like protein iib. The transcript has a single exon. Gene Ontology annotation, cellular component: nucleus; transcription preinitiation complex. Bases 423 to 1523 code for a protein of 366 amino acids. Gene Ontology annotation, molecular function: RNA polymerase II general transcription initiation factor activity; TBP-class protein binding. The record is from RefSeq and is a predicted model, not a curated record. Gene Ontology annotation, biological process: transcription initiation at RNA polymerase II promoter; transcription preinitiation complex assembly. Lineage: Eukaryota; Fungi; Ascomycota; Dothideomycetes; Pleosporales; Didymellaceae.